AUGAUUAUCAAGGAUUGUGGUACGCCUGAUUCAAAUAUAAACAAAUUCAAUAGAUUUUACAAUUACCAUAGCGAUAAUUGCACGUUUACUGAUGACUAUAGUCCAUUACGGGGGUUUCCUCAUUCAUUUUUAGAAGCAAACCUUCUCAAAGUACACUUUUUUUGUAUCUUAAGUUGUUUUAUGUUUUCUUCUAUUUUGUCUGUCGGACUACUAGUUUUCAUAGUUUCUUCUACUACUGUCCAAGGGCAAAAGGAGAUUGGCUUUGACUUAUUCGAAGUGAGUGAAGAUGAAGUUCCAUGCGCCCCGGGCUGUUCGCACAAUGGUGUUUGUUGGGAAGAAAUGGACAUUUGUAACUGUACGUCUCUUUUUGAAGGAGACCGUUGCGAGUCUUUAAAUUCUUCACUCAAGUUGUGGAUCAUUGUAAUCAGUCUAGCAGCGAUGCUAGGAAUUAUAUAUUAUUUUUGUCGCAAGGGAAGUAGCAAUAAGCGUUAUCAAGUACCUAGCCUGCCAGUGGUCGACCCGUUUAUAUCGAGUCUGGAUCGGAUACGGAACUCCGACUCAGCGAAGCAAAUGUGGAUGGGAGAUAAGUUUCAGUCUCGCGAUAGCUAUCUCAAAUCGAACCAGCAACGAAAAGAGCGUUGGUGGAAACCGAAGCAGAAGUAUUCUUCCGUACCUGUGGACGAGACGUAG
Blastocystis hominis is the source of this 690-nucleotide messenger RNA. RefSeq lists its product as hypothetical. The transcript is spliced from 4 exons. NCBI's taxonomy places the organism in Eukaryota, Bigyra, Opalinata, Blastocystidae. The coding region runs from base 1 to 690 and encodes 229 amino acids. The record is from RefSeq and is a predicted model, not a curated record.